AUGGCUCGCGGUGCUCAACCGGUCGCUGAACCGUCCGAGUUCGAAAAGCAACGGCUUGCCAACAUCGCCGAACGGGACGCCCUCCUUCGCAAAUUGACCCAGGAGGCGCAACAGGCAGGGUUAUACUCCAAGCCGGCGCCCAGUACCCUCCAUGGCCAGAAACGGCCGGCGAAACGAAAAGAGCCACCCUCGAAGAGGGUGAAGAAGGAGGACGUCACCCCUCGCCGUGUGUCGUCGAGACUCGCGGGACUCCAGGCGGACAGCGAGGUGGUCAAGCAAAAGGCCGAGGAAGCGUACGAGAAGGCGAAAGAGGAGGAGCGGCAGCGUCGACAGCGCGUCACGGGCGAUUUGAGCUUCGGUUCGAGCCUGUUAAUCGGGACGGACGUGCUCCUCAAGGGCGUCGCGAAGCCCUACGAGCGCACCUUCGACGAGGACGACAUCCGCGAAACGGGCGACAAGGACUUGAAGGCGCUACGGGAGCGCAUGAGUGGUCUCGAGGUGUGGGAUCAAUGGGAGCCGAACCGGAUCAAGAUCACCCCGGAGAGGAUAUACACUAUGAGUUUCCACCCGGCUGCAACAAAACCGAUUGUAUUUGCAGGUGACAAGCUCGGGACAUUAGGGAUCGUCGACGCGUCGCAGACUCCCAACACGACGAAUGUGAAGACAGAAGGUGGUGAGGAUGACGACGAUGACGACGACUACGAUGAUCCAGAUCCAGAAAUCACCCAAAUCAAACCUCACACCCGAACCAUCUCGGCCAUGCACACCCACCCCAGCAAACCCGAGACGAUAUACACGGCGUCGUACGACUCGUCGAUCCGCGCGACGGACCUGACAAAGGCCGUCGCCGUCGAGGUGUACGGCCCCGUGGACAAGGAGGACGACGAGCCCGUGUCGGGGGUCGACAUGGCCGCGACCGACCCCAACGUCUUGUACUUUACGACCCUCAACGGCGCGUUUGGCAAGUACGACACGCGGCAGGACGCCUCCAAGGCAGAGUUGUAUCGGUUGUCGGAGAAGAAGAUAGGUGGGUUCAGCCUGAACCCCUCGGCGCCUCACUACGUCGCGACCGCGUCCCUGGACCGGUCCAUGAGGCUGUGGGAUCUGCGGAAGAUGACCAAGUCGUCCCCCGUCCUCGUCGGGCAGCACGAGUCGAGGUUGAGCGUGAGUCACGCUGCCUUCAACUCGGCCGGACAGGUCGCCACCACGAGCUACGACGACACCAUCAAGAUUCACUCCUUCGGCGUCAAAGGGUUGAGUCCCAAUAAGGCCGCCGCGUUGGAGAGUAUGGAGACUUGGAAGGCAGGGUACACGCUCGAUGAAGAGGUCAUGAAGCCUGAGGUGGUUAUACGGCAUAACAAUCAAACAGGUCGAUGGACUACCAUACUCAAACCGAGAUGGCAAAUGUUUCCUCAAGAUAAUAUCCAGAAAUUGGUGGUUGGGAAUAUGAAUAGAUUCGUCGACGUGUACUCUGCCGAUGGAACCCAACUCGCCCAAUUAGGUGGCGAAGGUAUCACCGCCGUCCCCGCCGUUGCCGUGUUUCAUCCCACCAAAGAUUGGAUAGCAGGUGGUACGGCUUCUGGAAAAUUAUGCCUUUGGAUGUGAUUUGGUGAAUGUGAUGUGACGUCCGCACAUGUACGUCGACGGGGGAUCGGGCAUAGAAUCACCUAGGUAUCAUAUCAUGAAUACUAUCAAGUGGUUAUGCUACGUUAUGGACGACUUUCUU
Molecule: messenger RNA, 1726 nt
Organism: Exophiala oligosperma
Lineage: Eukaryota; Fungi; Ascomycota; Eurotiomycetes; Chaetothyriales; Herpotrichiellaceae
Exons: 3
Coding region: 1-1605 (534 amino acids)
Biological process (GO): regulation of DNA damage checkpoint
Cellular component (GO): nucleus
Molecular function (GO): protein binding; DNA binding
Source: RefSeq, a predicted model, not a curated record